Messenger RNA from Sphaerodactylus townsendi, 1641 nucleotides. RefSeq names its product neuroendocrine convertase 2-like. The transcript has 9 exons. The record is from RefSeq and is a predicted model, not a curated record. Lineage: Eukaryota; Metazoa; Chordata; Lepidosauria; Squamata; Sphaerodactylidae. Gene Ontology annotation, molecular function: serine-type endopeptidase activity. Gene Ontology annotation, biological process: protein processing. Gene Ontology annotation, cellular component: Golgi membrane; trans-Golgi network. The coding region runs from base 1 to 1464 and encodes 487 amino acids.
AUGGCAUUGUACCCCACUGGAUUUAAGUCCAAGCCUUGUCUGGCCUCAAACAAUAAUGCCCAAGCCAGCUACGAUUUCAGCAGCAACGACCCCUAUCCAUACCCCCGCUAUACCGAUGAUUGGUUUAACAGCCAUGGAACCCGGUGUGCUGGAGAAGUCUCUGCUGCAGCAGACAAUAAUAUCUGUGGAGUCGGAGUGGCAUAUAAUUCAAAGGUAGCAGGUAUCCGAAUGCUGGAUCAGCCGUUUAUGACUGAUAUCAUCGAAGCUUCUUCAAUCAGUCACAUGCCCCAAGUAAUAGAUAUCUACAGUGCCAGCUGGGGCCCCACUGAUAAUGGUAAGACCGUGGAUGGACCAAGAGAACUAACCCUACAAGCCAUGGCAGAUGGGGUUAAUAAGGGCCGUGGUGGAAAGGGAAGCAUCUAUGUGUGGGCCUCUGGAGACGGCGGAAGUUACGACGACUGCAACUGUGAUGGAUACGCAUCGAGCAUGUGGACCAUUUCCAUCAACUCGGCGAUAAAUGAUGGCCGGACAGCUCUGUAUGAUGAAAGCUGCUCCUCUACUUUGGCCUCCACUUUUAGCAAUGGGAGGAAGAGAAAUCCUGAAGCCGGUGUGGCUGAUCACCGACAGACUUGCUGGCUUGCAGCUACAUACAUGGAGAAUUAUCACCAAAGUGCCAUCUGCAGCUGCGCUCAGGAGGAGCCAGCCUGCGCCCAGGGAGUGUUGCCUGCACUCCACCCUGUGGAGGCAAAUGUGGAUCUGACCUGGAGGGACAUGCAGCAUCUGACAGUCCUCACAUCCAAGAGGAACCAGCUCCAUGAUGAAGUUCACCAGUGGCGAAGAAACGGGGUUGGUCUGGAGUUCAACCACUUGUUUGGCUAUGGUGUCCUUGAUGCUGGGGCAAUGGUCAAAAUGGCCAAAGACUGGAAAACUGUUCCGGAGAGGUUUCACUGCAUUGGUGGCUCAAUACAAGAGCCUCGGAAAGUACCGUCCAGUGGCAAGUUGAUCCUGACACUUACAACUGAUGCUUGUGAAGGGAAGGAGAAUUUUGUCCGUUAUCUAGAACACGUUCAGGCGGUUAUCACUGUCAAUUCCACCAGGAGGGGAGAUCUGAACAUCAACAUGACAUCACCGAUGGGAACUAAAUCUAUUUUGCUGAGUCGACGUCCAAGGGAUGAUGACUCCAAAGUGGGCUUUGACAAAUGGCCUUUCAUGACAACACAUUCUUGGGGAGAAGACCCCAGAGGUACUUGGGUUCUAGAAGUUGGGUUUGUUGGGAUCAUGCCACAGAGAGGAGUCCUGAAAGAAUGGACAUUAAUGCUACACGGGACUCAAAGUGCACCUUAUAUAGACCAAAUAGUAAAAGAUUACCAGUCUAAAUUGGCUAUGUCCAAGAAGGAGGAGUUGGAAGAAGAAUUAGAUGAAGCCGUGGAGAGAAGUUUGAAAAGUAUAUUGAGCAAGAACUAGCAGUGGUUUGCAUGUCAUUCACCUUUUAUCUUUUUCCUUUCUUAAAUCUCUUUGUUGGGUCCAUGCCGGUAAUUGUCUCUCAUUCCUUCUCCCGAUUUUACAGUUGUCCACCUUGUCUUAUUUAAUUACAAUGGAAACUUUUGACUUCUGAGCCACAAAUAUAUUAUUCCCUACCAA